Molecule: messenger RNA, 2115 nt
Organism: Schizosaccharomyces octosporus yFS286
Lineage: Eukaryota; Fungi; Ascomycota; Schizosaccharomycetes; Schizosaccharomycetales; Schizosaccharomycetaceae
Product: CMGC/CLK protein kinase Lkh1
Exons: 1
Coding region: 1-2115 (704 amino acids)
Biological process (GO): protein phosphorylation
Cellular component (GO): nucleus
Molecular function (GO): ATP binding; protein kinase activity
Source: RefSeq, a predicted model, not a curated record
AUGAAUGCUUACAAACGUCGCAGGAAUCAGGCUCCCGAUUGGCAGUCUUACUAUAAAAAUGGCGUUCCUCAAGAAGUCAUUGUGAUUGAGGAUUCUGCUUCUCCUCGUCUUUCUCCAGCCAUGCCUACUUACUCCUCUCACCCAAUACAACGCUGCUUCGCUCCCGCUGCUCCCCCUUCAAUACCUUCCCCAUCCAUGCAUGCUCCUUUUAUGCAACCUUAUCCUUAUCAAAAUCAUCCUCCUUCCGACUCCCAAUCUUCCCGUCCUCUUUCCAAUGCCUCUUCUCAGUUCUCUCAUCCGUAUAAUCCUUGGCUGGAUUACAACGCUGCUGCUCUUCCACACCCUUAUGUAACGGCCACUCAACCAAUUCAAACCCAUCCGCCUCCACCACCUCCUCCAGCUCCUUCAUCGACCUAUCUUAUUUCCUCUUCCAACCCUAUGCCAUCGUAUCCUCAUCCUCCUUCUCCUUAUGUUCAACUUCCCAACAUGCCACUUCGUCCCCCAGCGCAGCAUCAAGUACCUCCUGCUCCUCCUUCUGUUAAUCAGCCAUUCCCCGUUUCUCCUUCGCAAACGGUAUUGCCCCGAAUUUCUUUAAAUUCAUCAAACGCUUCCUACCCCAAAAUGCAGCUUCCUCCAGUUCAGCGUCACAACAAAGGAAAUCAUUACGAUUCGCCUGCUUCUUAUCCUUCAUUUUUUCCUCCUAAUGUCUCCCCUCAUCAAAAGAAUAGUCAAAUUCUCCCUACCAAUCCCGUCCCUCAAAAGCCCAAGGAGCAAGUCAACUAUUCUACCAUUCCUAAUUCUGCUUCGACUGCACAGGCUGCCGUUCCUCUUUCUCCGACCUUAGCCGUCUGGUUACCAAUGACCCAAACUAAUUUUCAAGCACCUCCCACUUAUACAUAUCAACCCUCUAGUAUUACAAACGAUCCCAUUGUCGUCCCUGAUCCUCCUCCGCCCGCAAAAGCACCCCAGCCUAAAAAGCGGAAGCGUAAUACCAAUUCUACGAAAAAAGUUAACUGUGUCAACGUUCCCUUGGUAGCUGAUAAGUUGAGCUUAAACUCUUCCGUUUAUGAUGACGAUGAUGGUCAUUAUAAAGUAAUUCCAAAUACCAAUUUUGCGGAAAGAUAUACGGUGAUUCGGCUAUUGGGUCAUGGUACUUUUGGCAAGGUAAUCCAGUGUUAUGAUCAGGUUCAGGGGAAACAUGUUGCUAUAAAGGUAACUCGAGCUAUUCCAAAGUAUAGGGAGGCAAGUCUUAUUGAACUUCGUGUUCUGCAAACCAUUGCACAAAAUGACCCUACGAACGAGAACAAAUGUAUUGAGCUGAAGGACUAUUUUGAUUACCGUAAGCAUAUCUGCAUUGUUACUGAUCUUUUUGGUUGGAGUGUUUUUGAUUUUCUGAAAAACAAUAACUACAUACCAUUUUCAUUACUCCAUAUUCAGUCUUUAGCCCAUCAGCUAUUUAAAAGUGUGGCCUUCUUGCAUGAGAUAGGAUUGGUACACACGGAUUUGAAACCAGAAAAUGUUUUGUUGGUUUCGAAUGCGUCUAAAAAUGUCCGUUUGCCAUAUCGAAAUUACUCUCAGAAGAUUCUAAACAAUACCGAAAUACGGUUGAUAGAUUUUGGCAGCGCCACUUUUGAGGAUGAAUACCAUUCCAGCGUGGUAAGUACGCGACAUUACAGAGCCCCUGAAAUUAUUCUUGGUGUAGGAUGGUCCUAUCCUUGUGAUAUAUGGAGCUUAGGCUGUAUCAUAGUUGAACUAUUUACCGGUCAAGCUUUGUUUCAAACACAUGAGGAUAAUGAGCAUUUGGCUAUGAUGGAAAAGGUUAUCGGUCCUUUCAACUAUGACUCUAUUUCUAGGGCAGGCCGUUCAACACAACGGUUUUUCAGGACAAAUGGAUCCGUAAAGUAUCCCAUGUCUAACACACCAAAAAAAAGUAUAGCCUAUGUAGAGUCUUUACAAAGUUUGGAUCAGUUAUUUUCCUGCACCACCUCGUCAGGUGUAGCUCUACUUUUGGAUCUUUUAAGAAAAAUAUUUGUUUAUGACCCUGCAAAACGGAUUACUGCAAAGGAGGCUUUAUGGCAUCCCUUUUUUAGUAAUGCUUUAUCUUCUAAUUUUUAA